Molecule: messenger RNA, 475 nt
Organism: Drosophila innubila
Lineage: Eukaryota; Metazoa; Arthropoda; Insecta; Diptera; Drosophilidae
Gene: ND-B15
Product: NADH dehydrogenase [ubiquinone] 1 beta subcomplex subunit 4
Exons: 2
Coding region: 77-418 (113 amino acids)
Cellular component (GO): mitochondrion
Source: RefSeq, a predicted model, not a curated record
AAGUUGGCAACACUGUUGGUAUCAGCUGUUUGCUUUUGUUGCUCGAACGUAAAUUUGGCUUUUGCAACACAAUAAAAUGGUUUUAACCAAGGAAGAGGAGGCGUUCAUUACUCGCAAGCAUGAGCACACACUCAAACUGCGCAACGAGUACCUGAAACAGAGCUCGAAUCCCUUCCGCCAUGCCACCGGCGAAGGCGGCACUGUGUUCGAUGCCGGCCUAGCGCGCUUCCAGGCCAUGCGUGUGUCCAACUACGAGCAUUUCCGGCCAACCGGACACUCUUUCCGUAUGGGUCUCUUUGCCGUCGUGCUUCCCAUCGUUGUGUACGCUUGGGCGCUGAAGAGCGAACGAGAUGGGCGGGAAGAGAAAUACCGUACAGGUCAGGUUUCCUACAAGGAUCGCCAGUUCAAGUUCAUUUAAGUCAUUCUUUUGCAUUAUGUUGCAUAGUGAAAUUAAACGCAAACAUGUUAACGUAAA